Molecule: messenger RNA, 846 nt
Organism: Contarinia nasturtii (swede midge)
Lineage: Eukaryota; Metazoa; Arthropoda; Insecta; Diptera; Cecidomyiidae
Product: zinc finger protein 740-like
Exons: 2
Coding region: 1-846 (281 amino acids)
Biological process (GO): sodium ion transport
Cellular component (GO): membrane
Molecular function (GO): sodium channel activity
Source: RefSeq, a predicted model, not a curated record
AUGACUCCAUAUCAAGCAAAAGGUGCUUCUAGCAGAAAGACCAAAAACAAGUGCAAAUGUAAGCAUGGUCGACGAGAAUCACAAGUCAAAGUGAAGCAAGAGAUCAAGGAGGAGCCAAAAGAUGGUGCUGAAUUGAUUCAAUACUCGCCACCACCGUCACCAGUCGCACCAUCGAUUGUCAAUAUCAAAUCAGAAAGCGAGAGUGACAAUGAGCUCGUGGAUAUUAAAAUAGAGAUCAAGUGUGAAGGUGAAUGCUCGAAGAAAGAUUGCGACUCGGCAAAGGAAGCUGGAAACAUGAAUGGAAAUGAAAGCAACGGCCCAAUUGGUGAAAAUCAAAACGCUCCAAAGAAAAACUCAAACAUUGAUCGCAAACGACGUCUGCGUGAAAAGAAGAAAGCACGAAAAGGCAGAUCUUCAAAACAACCAGCAGCAAAGGGACCGAAGAAACAUAAGUGUCAUUUUUGUGAUUAUGCUUCAUCGUAUAAAUCACAUAUCACAAUACAUAUUCGAACCCACACUGGCGAGAAGCCCUUUGAAUGUGAAAUAUGUGCCUUGGCUUUUGCAGACCAAAGCAAUUUGAAUAGACACAAGAAAAUCCAUGUUCCAAAAUGUCCGUUCAGUUGUUCAAAGUGUCGUCGUGGAUUUACAAAAGAAGCUGAAAAGAUCAACCACGAAAAUGACUGCAAAGCUCACCAAUUUUUUUGGAUAUGUGCCUUCAGUUUAUCGGUGUUGUUGUGUGGUUUAUCAAUUCAAAAUACAUGGUCGAAAUGGCGUGAUAAUCCAGUAACAAUGAGUUUCACCGAGAAGGCUUCUCCAAUUUCGGGUAUGUAUAUUCCGGUCAUGUAA